AUGGCGACGCCUCUGGGGUCCGGGUCCCCUUGUACUGGUGCAAAACGUAGAAAUUGCAGCAACAAUAUAGUCACAAAGUUUACGACUAGUAGAAUUACUGGCAAGAGUUUCAGUCGAGGAACGCAGCUCCCAGAAGGCCUGCUCCAGGAAAGAGAUAAACGUGCCAAGUGGCAUGGCAUCCCUAUACUGCUUCAGAAGCUCUAUGAGAGCAGCCACCCCAACAGUGACCUCUCACAUGCCCACAGCUUUCUCAAGGUGUUGUCAUCCCAGCUCUCCAUGGAGGCCAUGUCCUUUGUCACUGAGGACAGGAAGACUGCUCAGGAAUCCACUUUCCCCAACACAUACACCUUUGACCUAUUUGGAGGUGUCGACCUGCUCGUGGAAAUUCUGAUGAGACCUACACUAUCUAUGCAGAAGAAAAAACCCAAAAUGAAUGAUGACCUGGUCAAAGACUGUCUUAGUGUUCUGUACAACUGCUGUAUAUGUACAGAAGGGGUGACAAAGAGCCUGGCAGCUAGGGAUGAUUUUGUUCUGUUUCUCUUCACCCUGAUGACAAAUAAGAAGACCUUUCUGCAGACUGCUACCCUCAUUGAAGAUAUUCUUGGAGUAAAAAAGGAGAUGAUCCAGUUAGAGGGAAUCCCCAACCUGUCAGGCCUGGUUCAAAGCUUCGACCAGCAACAGCUGGCCAAUUUCUGUCGGAUUUUGUCAGUCACCAUCUCGGAACCCGACGUAGGAAAUGAUGACAAGCACACUCUGCUGGCCAAAAAUGCACAGCAGAAGCGAAACGCUAGUCCCUCACGAGCUGAGGUCAACCAGGUAACCCUUCUGAACAUCCCUGGCUUCAUUGAGCGGCUGUGUAAGCUGGCCACCAGAAAGGUGUCUGAAGCCACAGGAGCUAACUUCCUGCAGGAGUUGGAGGACUGGUACACAUGGCUGGACAAUGCCUUGGUCCUGGAUGCCCUCAUGCAGAUGGCUACUGAGGAGGCCGAACAAAGCAGCACAGAGUCUUCAGAUGAAAGCUCUCUGGCCACCAGCCCCCUCAGACACAGACUGCCUCAGUCCAUGAAGAUAGUCCAUGAGAUCAUGUACAAAGUCGAAGUCCUCUAUGUGCUCUGUGUCCUCCUUAUGGGCAGGCAGAGGAACCAGGUUCACAAGAUGCUGGCUGAGUUCCGUCUCAUCCCAGGGCUCAAUAACCUGUUUGACAAGCUGAUCUGGAGGAAAUACACCACUUCAAACCACGUAGUGCACGGCCAGAACGAGAACUGCGACUGUAGUCCAGAAAUAUCCUUCAAAAUUCAAUUCUUGCGACUCCUUCAGAGUUUCAGUGAUCACCACGAGAACAAGUAUCUCCUCCUUAAUAGCCAGGAACUGAAUGAACUUAGUGCCAUAUCAAUGAAGGCUAACAUCCCAGAGGUGGAAGCUCUGGUCAACACUGACAGAAGUUUAGUGUGUGAUGGGAAGAAGGGCCUGCUCACACGACUCCUCACUGUCAUGAAGAGAGAACCCCCAGACUCCUCUUUCAGGUUCUGGCAGGCGAGGGCAGUGGAGAGCUUUCUCAGAGGAGCCACAUCAUAUGCGGACCAAAUGUUCCUGCUAAAGAGGGGUCUAUUAGAGCAUAUCCUGUUCUGCAUCAUCGACAGUGGUUGUACAUCACGAGAUGUUCUUCAGAGCUACUUUGAUCUGCUUGGAGAGCUCAUGAAGUUCAACAUUGAUGCCUUCAAAAGGUUCAACAAAUAUGUCAACACUCCAGAGAAGUUUCAGGCCUUCCUGACGCAGAUCAACAGUUCUCUGGUGGACUCCAACAUGCUGGUGCGCUGCAUCGUCCUUUCUUUGGAUCGCUUUGAGAGCCAGACUGAGGAUGUCAAAGUGGUGGAGGUCCUUUCUGAGUGCUGCCUGUUGUCCUACGUGGCCAGAGUUGAGAACAGGCUGUCCUUCCUCUUCCGACUCAUCAAUAUCAUCAACGUGCAGACGCUCACACAGGAGAACGUGAGCUGUCUAAACACCAGUUUGGUAGUCCUGAUGCUGGCCAGAAGAAAGGCUAAAUUGCCCUUCUACCUCAACGCCCUGCGGGAGAAGGAGUACACCGAGAAGUAUCCAGGCUGCCUGCUCAACAACUUCCACAACCUACUGCGUUUCUGGCAGCGCCACUACCUCAACAAGGACAAAGACAGCACCUGCCUGGAGAAUAGCUCCUGCAUCCCCUUCAGCUACUGGAAGGAGACGGUGUCAGUACUUCUGGGCUCAGACAGGACUUCUCUGUGCGCUAUAGCGAGCUACAUUGAUGAGCCCUUCAUGGAUCUGGACAGAGACCUGCUGGAGGAUUGA
Menidia menidia (Atlantic silverside) is the source of this 2325-nucleotide messenger RNA. The record is from the annotation of a GenBank genome assembly. Lineage: Eukaryota; Metazoa; Chordata; Actinopteri; Atheriniformes; Atherinopsidae.